AUGCCUCUCAGUCCUACAGAAACCGAACGUGCAGAACGCCUUCUAGUACGUACUAUCGCAAAACGUGAUGCACUCGUUGUACAAAUGAGUUUGUUGCAUGAUCUUUCUAAAAAUGUCGUUCAUAACGCGGCUACCGUUCUUCCGUUAUUCCGCGCUCGAAAACGCGACAUUGAUUCUCUUCUCACACAAUUCAAAGCUGAACAGGACUCAAUUUUAGAUAUGUUAGUUCAGUUGCAACGCGUAAGUGAAUACCACACUACGCAUGCACCGAUCGACAUUGCGUUAUCGGAACAAUAUUAUAAUAUCUUAGCAGUCGCUGAAGAAAUCGGUUUGAAUGUUCCAUUGACGGUAUCUCCGGUCACCGUUAGUUCUCAAGAGUGUUCUCAUAUUCAAUUACCGAAAAUUGAGCUUCCUCAUUUUGAUGGUGACUUCUUGCAAUGGAUCGCCUUUCGUGAUACGUUCAAAUCAUUAGUACAUGAUAACUCGCAAAUAAAAGAUAUCGAAAAAUAUCAUCAUUUGUUGUCCGCUGUCAGUGGAAGUGCUGGUGCUGUCGUGCGUUCCCUGCCGUUAUCAGCGUCCAAUUAUGUCGUCGCAUGGAAAGCCCUUCUUGACAGCACAAAAUGUUUAUUUGAAUCCCAACGUGAUAAUCGGACAAUACCAGUCAUCGAUGAAUUGUUGACGUUCGUACAGACUCGAUGUCAGGUUCUCCAAAAUAGUGCAGUUACAUCCAAUUGGGGAUCACCAGUCAAGAACAAACCUACUUCCUACACAAAAAAAGGUUCGUCGUUCGUGAAGACUUCCUUAUUAGCCAAUGCUUCAGAGUCCCACAAACCGUGUUUAGUGCCGGCACGUCUCAAAACGGUACAGACACAUCGUUUGUGCAGAAACUGCAUAAGUGCAGUACACGACACCUCAAAAUGUUCAUCGAAGUAUUCAUGCCGUCAUUGCUCCGCGAAACACCAUUCAUUGCUUCAUUUGGACACAUAUAAAACAAAAGGAUCCUCGAAUCUACCCAGCUCCUCCAGUUCGACUUCAGGGGACACAUCGAAAGGUCAGGAUGUUGCCACUGUCAACAUAGGAACAGUCAGCCGCACAAAUUUGAGUGUCUUGGGGACGGCUAGCAUUCGGAUUCAGGAUAAGUGCGGACAUUGGAUUCCCUGCAGAGCUCUGAUAGACUCAGGUUCACAAGUCUCUGCGAUUACUCAUAAUUGUGCAACCCAAUUAGGCUUGACACGACGUCACAGCGCUAUUGACAUUGUGGGAUUGUCACAAACACCGAUUUCUCGGGUAAAAGGAGUAAUAACAUGUUUGUUCACAGCGAGUUCUACCACUUCUCCAGAAUACUCAUGCGAACCCAUUGUAUUAAGCAAAAUCACUGGCACAUUACCAUCCAUAAGGCUUAAUCCGAGCAUUCGCUCGCACUACUCCGCCCUGCAGUUCGCUGACCCAUUUUUUGAUCGUCCAGGGCGCAUUGAUUUCUUGUUGGGUGCUGAUGUCUACAACCAACUCUUCACGGACGAAAGUCGGGUGCAUCAUAGUCCAGGUUUUCCGUCAGCGUUCGAGACACGAUUAGGAUGGAUAUUCAUAGGUCCUAUUGCCUAUAAUGGUACUGAAAUCUCACCAAACAGUCUGACGAUACGUACAGAGCCGUCACUGGAUAAAUUGCUCCAUCGGUUCUGGACAGUUGAAGAGCCAGUAGUAAAACCAAUUCCAUUCACUGAAGAGCAGAAGUGCGAGGAUUGGUUUGUUCGGACAACCCGACGGGAUGAGUCAGGCAGAUACAUAGUAACGUUCCCUUUCAAGUCAGACCCAUGUAUUUUGGGUGGGUCACGUACAAUGGCCUUAUCUCGAUUUCUGAAUUUAGAGCGCAAAUUACAGGUUAAUGACGAAUUGUACGCAGAAUACCGGGCGUUCAUGGAUGCGUACAUAAAGCUUGGUCAUAUGCACCUUGCCACAUUGCCUGGAAAGUACAUCAUCCCCCAUCACGCGGUAGUCAAAUCCGUGAAUGAUUCCAUCAAACUUCGAGUCGUAUUUGAUGCAUCAGCUCGGACGUCAUCAGGUUCAUCGUUGAAUGACAUCGUGUUCACGGGCCAAAAAUUACAACAAGAUAUUUCCACAUUGUUAAUGUCAUGCCGGCUACAACGGUACAUGUUCACAGCAGAUAUUUGCAAGAUGUACCGGCAGAUCAAGCUAUCUCACUCAGACCAACAAUAUCAACACAUCUUAUGGCGCGAUUGUCCCUCGGAUCCGUUACAAGAGUACGCUUUAUCCACUGUCACAUAUGGGGUUGCGUGUUCGCCAUUUCAAGCGAUACGGGUGUUGCACCAACUAGAAGCGGACGAAGGAGCUAAGUUUCCAGCCACGAAGAACGUGUUAACGGCCCAAACAUAUGUAGACGAUAUCAUUACCGGGGCCCAAUCCGUUGAGUCGGUGCUAACACUCCAGAAUCAACUUUGUAACCUCCUGGCAAGUGGUGGCUUUAUCUUGAAGAAGUGGGCGAGCAAUAGUCCAGAAGUUCUUCAAACCAUUCCCGUCGAAGAUAGAGUCCUUGAAUUGUCUUUUGAUCCCAAAGAUGACGCUUGUGUAAAGAUUCUCGGGCUCCAUUGGGACCCCGUCACAGAUACGUUCACCUAUCAUAGUGAUCAUGUCCAGUCCGCACUCACCAAAAGAGCAGUUCUAUCGUCCAUCGCUAAGAUAUAUGAUCCGCUUGGUGCCCUAGCGCCGAUAACGUUCUGGGCAAAAUGUUUUAUGCAGAGGUUAUGGAAGGAAGGAUAUGAAUGGGACAGUCCCAUAUCGUCAGAACUAGCAUCAGCAUGGGCCCUGUUUGCCUCUGAAUUACCCCUUGUCUCAGGUAUCCGGAUUGCACGUCAUAUCCCUGUUCAAUCAAGUAGCCACGCGCAAUUGAUUGGGUUCUCCGAUGGUUCACUGAAAGGCUACGCCGCGCUCGUAUACCUCCGACUUUUGUAUGUCAACGCGUCACCCACCAUACAUCUCAUUACCGCCAAAUCUAAAGUAGCGCCGUUAAAGUCAGGUCAGGCCGAUGAACUUCUAUCUGUCCCACGGCUGGAGUUGUGUGGCGCGUUGCUGUUGGCACAAGUUCUACAGCGUGUACAAGGGACCAUGGCAUCUGUGGUGAGAUUGUCGUCAAUUCACGCGUGGACUGAUUCAACAGUCGUUCUAUCCUGGUUGACGAACGUGCAAGUACAAUACAAAAUAUUCGUCACCAAUAGACUCAACAAGAUCAAGGAACUAAUUCCAACAUGCAAAUGGCACCACGUGGUUACUUCCCAAAAUCCUGCAGAUUGCGUAUCCCGCGGAAUGUUCCCGAAAGAUGCGCUGGACCAUCGUUUGUAUUGGGAUGGUCCCUCAUGGUUGUACGAGCCCAAUGAUGAAUGGUCAUCCGCCGCGUUCCAACCUUUAGCUCUUCAUGAGGUACCAGAACAGGCAAGCCACACACUAAGUGCAGUGACACUCGCCACCCAUGUAGAUGACCCCGAGUGGUUCAAAAGAUUUUCCUCAUUGACAAGACUUCAGCGUGUCAUUUCAUACAUGCACCGGUUCACUGAUCGCGCACGAAAACGACAGUCAGUACUUGGAUAUAUUCGACAUACCGAACUCGAACGUUCAUUGUUUCUGGUUAUACGGCUGACACAGGAUCAACAUUUCUCGGCGCUCCGAAAAUCACUCACGUCAGUACCUCCCGAAGCUUCUCCGAUAUCACUCGCUAGACUGUCUCCCUAUAUUGACUCAGAAGGAAUAAUUCGCGUGGGUGGACGUCUGCGGCACUCCGUACUACACGAUGAAGCCAAAAAUCCUAUUUUAUUACCGAAAGUGUGUUCCUUGUCUACACUUUUAAUCCGACACUAUCAUCUGCAAUAUCUGCAUGCCGGCCCACAGCUUAUAUCGUCCUUACUCGUGCAACGAUAUUGGAUCAUGUCAGCCAGGGCCGCUAUCCGUCGCAUAACAUUCAAAUGUAUUAGCUGCACUCGUCAAAAGGCAACCGCGCCCAUACCAAUGAUGGCAGACUUGCCCCCCGCCAGAGUACGUCCAUCCCGGCCAUUCGCUCACGUGGGGGUGGACUAUGCGGGGCCGUUUCUGAUCAAGGAAGGGAGGCGGAAACAAGCACGCUCCGUCAAAGGGUAUCUAGCCCUGUUCGUUUGUAUGGUGAUUAAAGCGGUUCACAUUGAGGUUGUGUCGGACUUGACCACCGACGCGUUCAUUGCUGCAUUACAUCGAUUCGUGUCGCGACGGGGACUCCCGUCAGAUAUAUAUUCAGAUUGUGGUACCAAUUUCAAGGGAGCAAAUCGUGAUCUCCAGCGUUUGUUUUCGGAACCCGCGGCGCAGGAAUUGUACUCCGGUGCCAUCGCCUGUCACUGGCACUUUAACCCACCUGCAUCACCGCACUUCGGAGGGCUGUGGGAAGCCGCUGUGAAGUCUUGCAAAUACCAUUUGAAGCGCGUGAUUGGAACCCAAAUGUUGACGUUUGAGGAGAUGGCCACACUAGUCAGCCGGAUAGAAGCCAUCUUAAACUCGAGACCAAUCACGCCACAAUCGUCCAGCCCACACGAUCUGAACCCGUUGACACCAGGUCAUUUUUUGGUGGGUGGGCCUCUCGUCACAAUUGCUGAACCGGAUUUGACCACUACUCCGAUGAACCGUUUGCGCCGGUGGCAACUUUUAACUUUGUUCCACCAAUCGUUCUGGACCAGGUGGGCAGCAGAAUACCUUACGAGUCUACAGAACCGAGCCAAAUGGAUACGACCACAGCUCAACAUUGAGGUCGGGGACCUAGUCAUCGUCCGAUGUCCAAAUUCGCCACCAACUGCCUGGAAACUCGGCCGCGUGGAAAGCACUCAUCCAGGUGAUGAUGGCGUGGUGCGAGUCGUCACAGUGCGCACCACCGAUGGUACGUUCAAAAGACCAUGUGUCAAACUUGUCGUGCUACCUACGCCUGAUGAUCCGUAA
Molecule: messenger RNA, 4965 nt
Organism: Macrosiphum euphorbiae (potato aphid)
Lineage: Eukaryota; Metazoa; Arthropoda; Insecta; Hemiptera; Aphididae
Source: the annotation of a GenBank genome assembly